GACAACAACACGGUCUUUCAGGCAACGUGGUUGUUCCAUCGUCCAUCACGGCCCUCACCAUGACUAAAUUCGGCAACUUGACGACUAAUUCCGGCGUCCAGGCCCUCAAUGAUUACCUUGGUGACAGGAGCUAUGUAGAAGGAUACUCUCCUAGCCAGGCUGAUGUGGCAGUGUUUGAGGGUCUGGAUAGGGCACCCAAUCCACAGUUUGCCCACGCCCUCCGCUGGUACACUCACAUCACCUCCUUUGGUGAGGCCAGAUCAAAGUUCCCUGGUAGCAAGCCAGCUGCACCAGCCAAGGUGGAGGCGAAGGCAGAGGAGGACGAUGAUGAGGUGGACCUGUUUGGUUCCGAUGAUGAUGAGGAGGAGGAUGCUGAGGCUGCCAGGGUGAGGGAGGAACGCCUUGCCAGCUAUGCAGCCAAGAAGGCAGCCAAGCCCGGCCCCAUUGCUAAGUCUCAGAUCUUGUUGGAUUGCAAGCCUUGGGAUGAUGAGACAGACAUGAAGGCUAUGGAGGACAUGGUCCGAACUAUCUCCAUGGAUGGACUUGUUUGGGGUGCUAGUAAGCUCAAUCCUCUUGCAUUUGGCAUCAUGAAGCUGAGCAUUCUGUGCACGGUGGAAGAUGCCAAGGUGUCAGUGGAUGAUCUGAUUGAGAAGAUCACAGAAUUUGAAGACUAUGUGCAGAGUGUGGACGUGGCAGCCUUCAACAAGGUCUAGAGCAAAUCUGAAAGCCUGCUGCAACUGCUGCUACCUUCUCCUCAUAGCCAGUUUGUUGUCCCUGCCACUUGUUGUCAAGGAAACUCUUCCAUAGUUUUAAAGGAAGAUGGAAACGUUUUUAGUAAAGCCAUGGAAAAGUUGUA
Messenger RNA from Portunus trituberculatus (swimming crab), 856 nucleotides. RefSeq names its product elongation factor 1-beta-like. Gene Ontology annotation, biological process: translational elongation. Lineage: Eukaryota; Metazoa; Arthropoda; Malacostraca; Decapoda; Portunidae. The transcript is spliced from 4 exons. Bases 60 to 713 code for a protein of 217 amino acids. Gene Ontology annotation, cellular component: eukaryotic translation elongation factor 1 complex; cytosol. Gene Ontology annotation, molecular function: translation elongation factor activity; guanyl-nucleotide exchange factor activity. The record is from RefSeq and is a predicted model, not a curated record.